This is a messenger RNA of Coprinopsis cinerea okayama7#130, 1101 nucleotides long. RefSeq names its product alpha-ketoglutarate-dependent taurine dioxygenase. The transcript has 6 exons. NCBI's taxonomy places the organism in Eukaryota, Fungi, Basidiomycota, Agaricomycetes, Agaricales, Psathyrellaceae. Gene Ontology annotation, cellular component: cytoplasm. The record is from RefSeq and is a predicted model, not a curated record. Bases 1 to 1101 code for a protein of 366 amino acids. Gene Ontology annotation, molecular function: 2-oxoglutarate-dependent dioxygenase activity.
AUGGCUCCCUCCGUCGCUGAACUCCCUCAACAAACUCCUGCCAACGCUGUCGAAAGCGCAAAGGCCGCUGCCAACAACGGCGUGCGCCUCGACUUGAGCGCCAAGUUCGCUCCCCACAGCGACCCAGAGGAGAAGCUCCCAAUUGUUGAGCCUUUCAACCACGUCGACCCUGGCUCCCGCGCGGACAAGAACCUCCCCAACCUCCUCAACCCGAACACCAAAGUCCGACAUCUCUCGCCGUACAUCGGUACCGAGUUGUCUGGUGUUCAGCUUUCUCAGUUGAGCAAAGAGGGAUUGGACGAACUCGCGUUGUUGGCUGCGCAGCGCAAGGUCUUGAUCUUAAGAGACCAAGACUUCCAGGAUUUGCCUGCCGAGAAGCUGAUUGAGCUUACAAGUCACUUCGGCCCCAUUCACUCGCAUCCAACUGCACCUAACGUGAAGGGCUUCACCGAGUUCGUCAACAGAUCGUCUGACGACAGGAACCCAGUUCUCAGAGAACCAGGGUACACCUCAAAGUACUUCGCCUCGCGUACGGCAAGCAGCACGAACUACGUCUACUGGCACUCGGACGUCUCCUACGAGAGGCAACCCCCCAGCACCACAUUCUUCUGGCUCUUGGACAAGCCCGACGUCGGUGGUGAUACCCUGUUCCUCUCCACUGUCGAGGCCUACAAUCGCCUCUCUCCUGAAUUCAAGAAACGCCUUGAAGGGCUCACUGCUCUCCACUCCGGCGUAGCCCAGGCCGACGAGUCUCGCAAGUAUGGCGGUGUAGUCCGUCGCGACCCCGUCGAGUCCAUCCAUCCCGUCGUCCGUGUCCACCCUGUGACCGGAGAGAAGGCUCUAUUCGUUAACCCAGAGUUUACCCGCCAUAUCGUUGGAUUCAAGAAAGAGGAGUCAGAUGCGCUGCUCAAAUUCCUGUACGACCAUAUUGCCAAAGGCGCAGACUUCCAGGUUCGAGCGAAUUAUUUGCCUGGGACGGUGGUUAUUUGGGAUAACCGUGUUACGAACCAUUCUGCGGUACCCGACUUUGGAACUGAUAAGGGAAGGCAUGCUUUGAGGUUGACUCCUCAGGGCGAGGUGCCCAUCCCAGCCACUGCUUGA